This is a messenger RNA of Arabidopsis thaliana (thale cress), 1507 nucleotides long. RefSeq names its product GATA transcription factor 11 (gene GATA11). The transcript is spliced from 3 exons. Gene Ontology annotation, biological process: regulation of DNA-templated transcription. Gene Ontology annotation, cellular component: nucleus. NCBI's taxonomy places the organism in Eukaryota, Viridiplantae, Streptophyta, Magnoliopsida, Brassicales, Brassicaceae. Bases 242 to 1153 code for a protein of 303 amino acids. The record is from RefSeq and is marked reviewed. Gene Ontology annotation, molecular function: zinc ion binding; sequence-specific DNA binding.
GUAAUAGUAUUACAUUAUUAUCUAUUUUAAAUGAAUGAAUCUCUCUCUCAAAGAAACUGACGAGACAUUGAAAACUCCCAUCUACCUUUUCUCUUUCUCUCUCUCUCCCUCCCAAAGUCGAACCUGCAAUCCCUAAAUCCCCAAUUUGAGACCAUCUCCAGUUCGUCAUCGUACGACGACUCUCUCUCUCUCUCUCCUCUUCUCUGUAUAGUCGAAUUAUAUUACAAGUUAGAUAGAUAGCAUGAAUUGGUUACCUGAAGCUGAAGCUGAGGAUGACUUCAAAGGUCUUCUCUCUGGUGAUUUCUUUGAUGAUCUCAUCAAUCACCUUGACGUCCCUCUUGAUGACAUUGAUACCACCAAUGGUGAAGGAGAUUGGGUUGACAGGUUUCAAGACCUUGAGCCUCCUCCCAUGGAUAUGUUCCCCACUUUGCCUUCUGACCUCACCUCUUGCGGCUCUGGCAUGGCCAAGGCCCCUCGUGUGGAUAUUCAAAGGAACAUUCCUGCUUUGAAACAGUCCUAUUCUUCUGAAGCCUUGUCCAGCACUCUCCACCAAUCUUCAGCUCCUCCUGAAAUCAAAGUUUCGAAACUAUUUCAGUCUUUAAGUCCAGUGUCAGUUCUCGAGAACAGUUAUGGUUCUCUCUCGACCCACAACAAUGGAUCUCAGAGAUUGGCUUUCCCUGUGAAAGGCAUGAGAAGCAAGCGCAAACGCCCCACAACACUGAGACUUAGCUACCUUUUCCCCUCUGAACCCCGAAAGCCCGAGAAGUCAACCCCGGGCAAACCUGAAUCCGAGUGUUACUUUUCUUCUGAGCAACAUGCCAAGAAGAAACGCAAGAUCCACCUGACCACCCGCACGGUCUCUUCCACUCUGGAGGCAAGCAACUCGGAUGGGAUAGUCCGCAAAUGCACUCAUUGCGAGACAACCAAGACCCCACAGUGGAGGGAAGGACCCAGUGGACCGAAGACCCUCUGCAAUGCUUGCGGAGUGAGGUUCAGAUCUGGUCGCCUAGUUCCAGAAUACCGACCAGCCUCAAGCCCCACCUUCAUCCCAGCUGUGCAUUCAAACUCACACAGGAAGAUCAUUGAGAUGAGAAGGAAGGACGACGAACAGUUUGAUAGCAGCAUGAUUCGGGCAGUGAUAUCCAGAGGGUAAAGCAGUUUUUUUUUUAAAGUUUGGUCUCUGAUCCGCAGAAAUGGGAAGUCAGUGGAGGAAGAAGAUGGUAUAAAAGUAGGGUUUAGUGACUGUUUUCAAAUCUGAUGAAGAGAGUUUAGUGGUUUAGUUCAAGUUAGGGAUAUGAAAUAUUUUGUUGUUUCAUUAUGUGUUUUUAUCUUUAUCUCUUGGCUGACAUUUGUGUAUCAGAGGAAAACAGGUGAAGCCAAAGUUUGCUCUCUUUUUUUCGCUAUUUCAAAUCUAUUCUUUUUAUUCUUCAAUCCCAUAAUCUUCUUCUUUUUUUCAUCUGUUUUACUAUUUUGCAUUAGUUGAAAAAUAAACGCCCAUCAAAUUCAG